Molecule: messenger RNA, 457 nt
Organism: Nipponia nippon (crested ibis)
Lineage: Eukaryota; Metazoa; Chordata; Aves; Pelecaniformes; Threskiornithidae
Gene: HSPB7
Product: heat shock protein family B (small) member 7
Biological process (GO): heart development
Cellular component (GO): cytoplasm; nucleus
Source: RefSeq, a predicted model, not a curated record
AUGAACGUGAAAUCCUCGGCUGCUUUCCGCUCGGAGCGCAGCUUUCACCGGUCGGCGUCGCCUGCCGGCACCAUGGAGCUUUUUGGGAGCUUCGUCCGGCCCCGCGGCGAGACCUUGGGGUUCCCAGCUCGGCCCAGCAACACCGGCACGGUGAAGACCCUGGGCAACACCUAUCAGUUCACGGUGGACGUCAGCGACUUCGCCCCCGAGGACAUCAUCGUCACCACCUCCAACAACCAGAUCGAGGUGCACGCUGAGAAGCUGGCCGCGGAUGGCACUGUCAUGAACACCUUCACCCACAAAUGUCAGCUGCCCGAAGAUGUGGACCCCACGUCGGUGUCGUCCUCGCUGGGGGAUGACGGCACGUUGACCAUCCGGGCGCAACGACAGCCCGCCAAGCACGCCGACCACGUCCAGCAAACCUUCCGGACUGAGAUCAAGAUCUGAGGGGUCGGGG